Messenger RNA from Monopterus albus (swamp eel), 704 nucleotides. Its product is annotated as PRKCA-binding protein-like. Gene Ontology annotation, molecular function: protein domain specific binding. The record is from RefSeq and is a predicted model, not a curated record. The transcript is spliced from 3 exons. The coding region runs from base 349 to 672 and encodes 107 amino acids. Lineage: Eukaryota; Metazoa; Chordata; Actinopteri; Synbranchiformes; Synbranchidae.
GGUGCCAACCCUCCAUCAGACCGUGGGGGGUCCUCACUGGGCUGCUGGUCUGUCUCAGCAGGUCCAGGACAACAGCAUCUGACAUAACGUCACCAGCACAGAGGGGCUGUGUUGUUUUGGACUUUCACUAUUCACACCCAGAAAUAUUCCAUGACUCCCUGUAGGUGGAUUAAAGGCAGAGUCCAGUGUGGGAUUAAAGGAUCAGAGUGUUGCUGUGUCCUGUUCACUGCAGGUGGUUUCACCCUCUGCACCCCGAAGCUGGAAGCUGCACGUUUUUAAUUUUACCACUUGUUAAAAGAUAAUAGUAUAUUUUAAUUGUUAAUUUUAGAUUUAUAUGAAAUCAAAUGAAUGGAAGAUAUGUUUUUUUAUAGAGAUGGACUUCCUGUUUAUUUGUUUGGUUCAUUUCAAUGUGUAUCUGUUACGUUUCCACAGGGAGAAGCGACGAUCCAGUACAACAAGCUGCAGGCAGACCCCAAGCAGGGCAAGUCUCUGGACAUAGUGCUGAAAAAGGUCAAACACCGGCUGGUGGAGAACAUGAGCUCAGGCACAGCUGAUGCUCUCGGGCUCAGCAGAGCUAUUCUGUGCAACGAUGGACUGGUCAAAAGACUGGAAGAGCUGGAGAAAACAGCCGAGCUUUACAAAGGUGACAAAGCAUUUCCUUCAGUAAACUGAAGUCUUGUUGUUUAGUGUGAUAACAACAAUAA